AUCAACUACCUGACGCUCACGGAAACGGACAAGAUCUGGAUGCCGGAUUUGUUCUUCAAGAACGAGAAGACGGGCCACUUCCACGACAUCAUCCUCCCGAACCGAUACAUCAGGAUCUACCCGAACGGCGACGUCCUCUACAGCAUCCGGAUUUCCAUGACGCUCUCGUGCCCGAUGAACCUGAAACUUUACCCGCUCGACACGCAGGUGUGCCAGCUGCUCAUGGCGUCCUACGGCUGGACGACCGAUGACCUGCUGUUCCUGUGGGAGGAGAAUGAGCCGAUCCAGGUGACCAAGAACCUCUACCUGCCGCGCUUCACGCUCGAGCACUUCGUCCCCGCCUACUGCAACAGCAAAACCAACACAGGUAAGGCUGGCGGGCGCCUGCUCGAGGCUUUUCCUGACGGGUUUCCUUAUAUAUGUACAUAUAUAUGCACAUACACUCACAUGUGCGUGUGUGUGGAGAGAGAGAGAAAGAGAGCCAUCGAUGUGUGGACGGGCGUAUGUCUCACCUUCGUGUUCGGGGCGCUGCUGGAGUUCGCGCUCGUCAACUACGCAUCGCGCUCAGACUUCCAGCGGAAGAAGCAGCGACGCCACUGGGAGAUGGAGUCCCAGACAGCCUACGAUGCCUCCGCCGUGCCUUCCACCUCCGGCCACGGCGGUGGAGGUGAAGGGUGUUUCCACCCCAACCACAGGGAUCUGCGCGAUCAGUAUUCGCCGGAUAACGACGGUCACAUUCCGGAGUAUCCAAGCAUGGUCAGGGAGAGAAGGCCGCUGGUGCCGCCCUUCCGCGACGGCGGGCCGGCGCACCUGCGCUCGUGCGAGGUGCACCUGCAGGGUGCCCCGACCAACUGCUUCCAGACGUGGCUGGCCAAGUUCUCCACCCGCAGCAAGCGCAUCGACGUCAUCGCGCGCAUCACCUUCCCGCUCGUGUUCGCCCUCUUCAAUGUCGCCUACUGGAGCGCUUACCUCUUCCGGGACGACGAGAUGCAGAUCUAAGGCGCUCGUGUUCGGGGACGCGCGAGCUACCGCUUCUCUCUUGUAGGGAAUGCGGAUGCGCCUGCGGAUUGCAGAAGA
Molecule: messenger RNA, 1077 nt
Organism: Penaeus vannamei (Pacific white shrimp)
Lineage: Eukaryota; Metazoa; Arthropoda; Malacostraca; Decapoda; Penaeidae
Source: RefSeq, a predicted model, not a curated record